Molecule: messenger RNA, 1657 nt
Organism: Arachis ipaensis
Lineage: Eukaryota; Viridiplantae; Streptophyta; Magnoliopsida; Fabales; Fabaceae
Biological process (GO): L-leucine catabolic process; ketone body biosynthetic process
Molecular function (GO): hydroxymethylglutaryl-CoA lyase activity
Source: RefSeq, a predicted model, not a curated record
UCUUGUGAUGCCAUGGAUACAGCUAAUCAACUGCAAUCUCUUCAUUCUCGUUAUCCUGAAUACACAAGGGACAGUACAAAGGCCACAGAACAUAGGAGUGCAUUCAACAAAUACAAUAUAAGGGGCCUAUCUCAAUGCCUGAAUUGGCCUAAAAGGUUUAAUCAUAAUUCUCAUGCUGCCAGCUACUUGGUAAACCAUCAUUUUACAUCUGAUCGAAAUACAGAUGCAAAGGAUUUCUCAAGUAAGCUUCUUAAAGGUAUUCCAGACUUUGUAAAGAUAGUGGAGGUUGGUCCAAGGGAUGGAUUGCAGAAUGAGAAGUCUAUCGUUCCAACUGAUGUAAAAGUUGAGUUGAUAAAGCUGCUGGUUUCUUCUGGGUUGUCUGUCAUCGAGGCAACAAGUUUUGUAUCACCAAAAUGGGUUCCACAGUUGGCAGAUGCAAAGGAUGUAUUGGAAGGCAUUCAAGAUGUGGAAGGUGUUAGCUUUCCUGUAUUAACUCCAAACCUCAAAGGCUUUGAGGCAGCUGUUGCUGCUGGGGCUAAGGAAGUGGCUGUUUUUCCUGCAGCUUCUGAAUCAUUCUCUAAAGCAAAUCUCAACUCUGGCAUUGAGGAUAAUCUUGCUCGUUGCCGAGACAUUGCUUCAGCUUCUCGAAGCUACUCAAUCCCCGUUCGUGGAUAUAUAUCAUGUGUUGUGGGAUGUCCUUUUGAAGGACAUGUUGCUCCAGCCAAAGUAGCAUAUGUGGCAAAGGCACUUAAUGAGAUGGGUUGCUCAGAGAUUUCACUAGGUGAUACGAUUGGUGUUGGUACACCUGGCACUGUCGUUCCAAUGCUGGAAGCUGUUCUUGAUGUUGUUCCAGUUGACAAGCUUGCUGUCCACUUUCAUGAUACUUAUGGUCAGGCGCUUUCAAAUACUCUAAUUUCACUUCAGAUGGGGAUCAGUGUAGUGGAUUCAUCUGUUUCCGGCCUUGGGGGUUGUCCGUAUGCAAAGGGUGCAACUGGAAAUGUUGCCACUGAGGAUGUUGUUUACAUGCUGGAUGGAAUUGGAGUGAAAACCAACGUGGACCUCGGAAAGCUCAUGCAGGCCGGAGAUUUCAUCUGCAAGCAUUUAGGACGCGCAUCGAAUUCAAGAGCCGCAACUGCGUUGAGUAAAGUUAAAGCUCAUGCUUCCAAACUUUGAAUAUGUUAAAGCUACACAAUGCAAUCCACAUGAUACAUAGGUUAAUGAAUUUAUCCACUGCAUAACUUCUGUUCAUGUGCUUUUAUGACCAUAGAGAAAGAGAGAGAGGAGAGUUGCAUCGCUUUGAUUAUUGAAGCAUCACAUGUUCAGCAUUUUGAAUUUGUAUGCUUUUCUUUUUUCUAUUAUUUUCAGUGCUACCCUAGUUAUCAUAGUUAAGACUUGUUCAUUACACCUUAGACUAGUCAAAGCUGCAAACAAUGUUCAAACAAGAGCCAUUAUCGUAUUUGCCAAGGCACCAUAGUCACCAUAGUCUUCUGCAACCAUAAUAGUCUUCUGCAUAAGAUAAGGCGUGAAAAUUGAUACAUAUAUGAUCAUGAGAUGAGAUAGCAUAUAAAUUACAGAUGGCCAUAUAUUUUGGAAAAAUCUUAGUUAAAAUCACAUGAAUGGCUACAUAUGCCAAAAGUUUUUGGUGCUUAAGUUCUAA